AUGUCCGUCGCCGCCCGCCUCGAUGAUACCCAUGAAGUGGCGACCAAGCUCUCGUCCGAGCAUACCCCAUCCCCUGACUCCGAGUCAUCAUUGAUUUUCCCCAUCAUUACAAACUUUAAUCCAUCAAACCCCUCUCAUUCAACAUGUACAUGCUUUUCGCUUGGGCGCGUACCAACUGUCAGAUUUGCACCACUUCCAUCACCAGACCCUAACCGAAAGCGCUCGAAAUUGCCGCUCGGAGUGGCGGCCCGUUCGCGGAGAAGACGCCCCGCGCGUGAAAGUCGCCAGCAAGGACGGUCUUUGUGGACCAGCGACCCUGCUGCAGACCCACUGCUUGAGGAUCCGCUUGUUACCUUGGGGAAGUUCGUGAAAAGCACUACUAGAAACCUAUGGCAGCGCGUGAGAGAGAGAAACGGGCUCAUGAACCAGGUGGAGCCUAUCCAACAUGAUAUCGUUCUUGAUAUCAGGCCAAUGGAUGGUCAGGAGCAGCUGGUAGGAAGUGAUGCCAGAGCACAGGCCAAGAGUUGCCUCGGAGAAGGGCAGUAA
Molecule: messenger RNA, 546 nt
Organism: Suillus subaureus
Lineage: Eukaryota; Fungi; Basidiomycota; Agaricomycetes; Boletales; Suillaceae
Exons: 1
Coding region: 1-546 (181 amino acids)
Source: RefSeq, a predicted model, not a curated record